AUGGCUGAAAGUGCACUUCGAUACGAGCGAGAAAAUCGAAAACGAAUUAUGGUCAGCCGACCUGAACGUGAAAUGAGCGCGAAGCCAUUAACAUGGCACGUUGGCGCUGAUGGUCUGGAGCUUCUACGAAAACAAGCUGCAGAGCUUGAUGACAAAGGACUGUCCAAGGAAGGCGUGCAGGAAACAAGUGAGCUUUUUGCUUCUGAAAAUAUCGCCAUUAUCGAAUCGGAUGCUGCCAAACGCAUAAUAAAAAAAGAAAAGGUUCCCAUCGAAUGGGGUGAAGAAGCUCAUGGGAAGGAGCAUUGGAAAUGGAACUAUCAGUUAGGAUCUAACAAUUAUUCCAGAAAAUGUCUAUAUCUGUGA
Cooperia oncophora is the source of this 363-nucleotide messenger RNA. Lineage: Eukaryota; Metazoa; Nematoda; Chromadorea; Rhabditida; Trichostrongylidae. The record is from the annotation of a GenBank genome assembly.